Molecule: messenger RNA, 582 nt
Organism: Penicillium canescens
Lineage: Eukaryota; Fungi; Ascomycota; Eurotiomycetes; Eurotiales; Aspergillaceae
Exons: 1
Coding region: 1-582 (193 amino acids)
Source: RefSeq, a predicted model, not a curated record
AUGUGCUCGUCAGCAUCUGUCGAAGAAUUUCGCAAAUUGCUUACCGUCCAGGAAGCAAACCAGAUCUGCCACCAAUUCCACGACGGUCAGUGGCUCCCAGGAUGCCAGGUCAUGUGGAGUGGAGUAUGCCGUCAACUUGUACAAAGUUGGGCCGAUAGGAAUGGAAUGCAGACAUUAACUACGGCGAUGGGGUCUUUGAUGAUUCAUGAGCAUCCGCAAUGCUUAUGGUCCCGAAAAUCAAGCAAGCAAUGGAGCAAGUACAUGAAAGGCGCAUCUGCUAUGUUCGCCUAUCACAUUGCGCAAGAUGGGGAUGUAGUCACCGUUCUAUCACCGCCUCCUCCAGACAGAUACAAUCCGUACGGUGGGUCUAAUUACCAGACUCUUGAGGAGCCGAUCCUGAAGGGAAAACUGGGGCCCAGAGUCGCGAAGAUCGAAAUGGUUCAUCCGAAUAUAUUAGGUGCCCAGGAUUUCCGAUAUCAACUAUGGCCGCAAGAUCAGAAGAAUACCUGGUGUGAUAUGUUUGGGCACCCUUCGGCUAACAUCCACUGGCGCCAUGUGGCAGCACACCGAUCAUUGCUGUAA